Molecule: messenger RNA, 2931 nt
Organism: Scophthalmus maximus (turbot)
Lineage: Eukaryota; Metazoa; Chordata; Actinopteri; Pleuronectiformes; Scophthalmidae
Gene: dbnlb
Product: drebrin-like b
Exons: 15
Coding region: 332-1768 (478 amino acids)
Biological process (GO): regulation of actin filament polymerization; positive regulation of dendritic spine morphogenesis; postsynaptic actin cytoskeleton organization
Cellular component (GO): actin filament; postsynaptic density; cortical actin cytoskeleton
Molecular function (GO): actin filament binding
Source: RefSeq, a predicted model, not a curated record
UGCGCGGUGCAGACAACACACAUUUGACCACACCGCAUCUCAAUCGUAUCACGCUUCCAUUACAAUGAACAUGUGGCGCAUAGCGAAGACGAUCCGCGGCCGGCGUCUCACAGAUCCAUGUCCCACUUAGGAACACCUUCUCGACGCAAGCCGGCCGCGAGCUGUCGGAGUGUCACGCUGCUCCGCACGAAGGCUGCCCCGGGCUGAGAGUGAGCCACGAGCCGAGCGAGCUUCCUGCUGCACAGCCGAGAGUCAGCGUCGUCGCCUCUCUCCGCCCAGUAGGAAGGGCGCAUCCCGGAUAGCUAGCUGGCUAGCUGCACUCGGCACGACCAUGGCAGUCAACCUCAGCAAGAACGGCCCCGCGCUAACGGCUGCGUUCAAAGAAGUGGUGGAUGAAAAGUCCAGCACCAACUGGGCCUUGUUCACCUAUGAGGGCAACAGUAAUGACAUCCGCCUGGCUGAAAAAGGGGAUGGAGGACUGGAGGAGUUGGUUGAGGAACUCAACAGUGGAAAAGUGAUGUACGCUUUCUGCCGGGUCCAGGAUCCAAACUCGGGCCUGCCCAAAUAUGUCCUAAUCAACUGGACUGGGGAAGGAGUGAAUGACUCCAGGAAAGGAUUAUGUGCAAAUCAUGUCAGCUCCAUGGCCACUUUUCUAAGGGGGGCCCAUGUCACAGUUAAUGCCAGAGCAGACGAGGAUGUUGAACCUGAGGUGAUCAUGCAAAAAGUAGCUAAAGCCUCAGGAGCCAACUACAGUUUCCACAAAGAAGCUUCCAGCCGCUUCCAGGACAGUGGUCCUCAGGGUCCUGUGGGCUCGGUGUACCAAAAGACCAAUGCUAUGUCGGAAAUCAGAAAGACAAAUAAAGACAACUUCUGGGCACAGGCAGAGAAAGAAGAGGAGAAACGUCGGCAUGAGGAGCGGCGCAAGGCAGACGAGGAGCGCCAGCUGCUGGAUAGAGAGAGGAAAGACAGAGAAGCCAAGGAGGCUGUGGUGAGGGACAAGAGGGACAAGGAGAGGGCCUCGCAAAUCGAGCAACAAAAGAAGUACCAGCAGGAAGCUGAGAGCAAAGAUCUGGAGAAACAACGCUGGGAGGAGGAGGAGAAGGAGAAGGAGGCUGCCCAGGGGAAAGCAGCCAGGAGAGGUGAAUCUGUGGAGAAGGCCAACGAGGCCGCUUCUCUCAUCUCUCAGCGUGCUUUGAACCCUCGAGAGAUGUUCAAGCAGCGAGAGAGGGGAAUGACUCCCAGUGACUCGGACGUCCCCCCUGCUGCCCCUGCGAGCCCCCAGCCAGGGCGUCUGCAAAGUCCUUUUCUUCCUACGCAAACGUACGAAUCUGAGCGAGCCACCUCACCUCAGCGCCAAGCUUCACCUUUGCCCGCAGGCUCCGCCUCUCCUGUCCGUGCUACAGAGCCUGAUGUGGAUGAUGGACAGUCCAGGUGUGAGUAUGAUGAGCAGGAGGCGGCCCCCCAGGAGCAGUGGAAAGAGGAGGCACCGGCUGCCAACUCCUGCGUCCAGGAGACGGUGGCUUAUGAAGAGCCCGCUCAGGUGGUGAAGGAGAACAACACGCAUGAGGUGACGGCUGAGGAGACCUCAGACAAAGGCACCAGUGCCAGAGCCUUGUAUGACUACCAGGCUGCUGAUGACACGGAGAUCUCGUUCGAUCCCGACGACAUCAUCAGCGGGAUCGAGAUGAUCGACGAGGGCUGGUGGCGCGGCUAUGCCCCGGACGGCCAUUUUGGAAUGUUCCCAGCCAAUUACGUGGAGCUCGUCUAGCCCGCUGCACUUCCCCUUCCUCCCAAACCCCCACCCACACAGAUCAUCACAGCGGCAGCCCUGGACGACACGCCGCAAAGUCCCAGUCAUCGCACACAAGUGACCAGGCUAAGACGGAGCAGAUGAGCCUCCACAUCGCGGACCAAUGAACCGACGGUAAUCCCGGGCCAGAAGAUUUCGAAAUCCCUCCGCAUUUCAAGAAAAGCGAUUCCAUUGAAUUAUUGAUGUUGUAAGCAAUUUAUGGCAUAGUUAAGGGAUUUGUGACGACCCAUUGGCUGAAACAAAACUCCCUCCCGCCAAGAAAAUCAAUCUCUUUACCUUUAAAUGUGAUGCAGUACAAUAUCAGCCUUUGUUAAGUCUUAAAUUCAAUAGGGAGCAUUGAUAGCACCUCUAGUUCACAUUCCUUACAGAGUGACUUCAGUUCUAUUUCAGGUAUUAUUUUGUUGUUUCUUGUAGCAAAUGCUCCUGUACAUUUCAGGAGAAAAAAAAAACAAAGAUGGUGGUACCAGCUACAGUUUGAUGUUUUGCUUUGAUUUUGCCUUUUGUUACCAGCAGACUGAAUUUAACUUAGAUUCUGUGUGAAUUUAAAACCCUGUUUUAGUACUGGUCUGACUGGUUGAAGUGAAUAUUUAAAAAAAAAAAUCUGAUGUUUGCUGUGCUCCAGGUGGUUGACUUUUAGUGGGUAAUGCAUAAAUAGUUAAGUUCCCUUUAACUGAGUGUAUAAUGGUUUGUUUUCAUUUCAAGUCCUCAUGUGAACCAAAUCAUUUCAACAUAUUUAACUUUUCAGGACAAGCAGAAGAAAAUGAACCAUAAAUCGCCAUUAGCUGUUCUCAGAUUGGAUCUUGCUGGUCUGAGGUUGAGUUUCGGUGCAAAACAGAUCUCAAAGAUUAAUUUAUGUGAUUUUGUGGUGCCAUAGUGAGGGGAAGUGAUAAGAGCUUGGUGACACUUUUUUUCAACAAUUGGCAGGAAGUUAUGCAAGUUCAUUGUCUUUAUCAUGGAAGAAAACUCUUGCUCCUCUAAAGCUUGGAGGUCAGUCGACAAGAGGUAACCUGAAUCGAUAAGGACUAGAAAAGGGCCAAAUGUAUCCAUUGCAUUAUUCCUGUUUGUUUUUCCAGAGUCUAUUGUAAUGCACAGACGCUUCAUAAUAAAAUGAAUAAACAAGC